AUGCGGUCUUUCAUUCCUUUCGUGCCUCUGCUGGCUACUUCCGCAGUGGCAGCUGCAAUUGAACACGUGCCUCGCGCAACCGUCACCACUGCAGCUUCGGGAAAUCCCUUCGAGGGAUACCAGCUUUAUGCGAAUGCGUUCUAUGCAUCUGAGGUCUCGGCGUCAGCCUUGCCAUCCAUGACGGGUGCUGCUAAAGCGGCCGCAAGUGCAGCCGCCAAAGUUCCGUCCUUCUAUUGGCUGGAUACUGCAGACAAGGUGCCGACAAUGGGCGAGUUCUUGGCCGAUAUCAAGGCUAAAAACGCUGCUGGUGCUAACCCACCAAUUGCCGGCCAAUUUGUUGUUUACGAUCUGCCUGAUCGUGACUGCGCCGCUUUGGCUAGUAAUGGAGAGUACUCCAUUGCCAAUGGUGGUGUUGCGAACUACAAGGCGUACAUUGACUCCAUCCGUAAGAUCCUGGUGGAGUACUCUGAUAUCCAGACUAUCCUUGUCGUCGAACCUGAUUCUCUGGCUAACUUGGUUACCAACAUGGGUGUGUCGAAGUGUGCCAAUGCACAUGACGCAUACUUGGAGUGCACUAAUUAUGCUGUCACUCAGUUGAACUUGCCUAAUGUUGCCAUGUAUCUCGAUGCCGGACAUGCUGGAUGGCUCGGAUGGCCCGCCAACCUGAGCCCAGCAGCUCAGCUGUACGCCAAUGUCUACAAUACCGCCAAUAAGCCCGCAUCUCUGCGCGGCCUUGCCACCAACGUUGCCAACUACAACGGCUGGUCUCUCACUACCUGUCCAUCUUACACCCAGGGAGACAACAACUGCGAUGAGAAGAGAUACAUCAACGCCCUUGCUCCCCUGCUUAAGAACGCAGGCUGGGAUGCUCACUUCAUCACUGACACCGGCCGCAACGGAGUCCAGCCCAGCCAGCAGAAUGCCUGGGGCGAUUGGUGCAAUGUCAAGGGAACCGGUUUCGGUGUUCGACCCACUACCAAUACAGGUGAUGCCUUGGCCGAUGCCUUUGUCUGGGUGAAGCCCGGUGGUGAGAGUGAUGGUACUUCCGAUUCCAGCGCUGUUCGCUACGAUGCCCACUGUGGCUAUAGCGAUGCUCUUCAGCCUGCCCCUGAAGCUGGUUCAUGGUUCCAGGCAUACUUCGCUCAGCUUGUGCAGAAUGCUAACCCCGCCCUUUAA
Messenger RNA from Penicillium vulpinum, 1176 nucleotides. RefSeq names its product putative cellobiohydrolase (gene cbhC). The record is from RefSeq and is a predicted model, not a curated record. NCBI's taxonomy places the organism in Eukaryota, Fungi, Ascomycota, Eurotiomycetes, Eurotiales, Aspergillaceae. Gene Ontology annotation, biological process: cellulose catabolic process. Gene Ontology annotation, molecular function: hydrolase activity, hydrolyzing O-glycosyl compounds. Bases 1 to 1176 code for a protein of 391 amino acids. The transcript is spliced from 6 exons.